Malus domestica (apple) is the source of this 476-nucleotide messenger RNA. The record is from RefSeq and is a predicted model, not a curated record. Lineage: Eukaryota; Viridiplantae; Streptophyta; Magnoliopsida; Rosales; Rosaceae.
AAAAAAACAAAAAACAAAAAACAAAAUGUGUAUAUAUAGAUAUAUAUAGGCUUGGACUUUCAAGCCCAAGACACAAUGUUGGUCCAACGCAAAUCUGGGCGGACGAAAAUACCCUCCAUUAUAAAAUUAAAAUCCCUUCCGGUCAAACACGGUGGAUACUCGGUUUCAAAUACAAACGGGCAACAUUGCGCGCUUUCCCGCCUCGGACCUCAGUUAAUGGCAAUCGCUCCUAGAAGACUUGCGGCUGCAUUCCGCAACUCGCCACAUCUCCAAUGCGUCCGAAGCUUGUCUCCGUUGCGCUUUGGAAAUAGUUACAGUUCCUUCGUGCCUUCGGUUUCGUCUGAUCAGAGGACUCUGCUCCAACUGGUCAUCCGGAAUUCCGACAAUAGAGAGAGAACGAGAGGGAGUGAGAUGUAGCUGAGCUGAGCUGUUGAAGACAUACUAGUUAUUAAAAUUCUUUUCAUUAUUUAUCCUAG